AUGGAAGUUAUGGAAAUACUCGACAACGAACCGACCGCUGCCCGCGCCUUUCAGUGCGACUGGGACGGCUGUUCCAAAGGCUUCAACCGAAAGUCUGAUUUGCAAAGACAUUACCGGAUACACACCAACGAGCGACCGUAUAAGUGCACUUUCGAGGCAUGCGGAAAGAGCUUCAUCCAGAGGAGUGCCUUGACUGUCCAUACCCGCACCCACACUGGUGAAAAGCCGCACCACUGCCACCACGAAGGAUGUGGGAAGCAAUUCUCAGAUUCCUCCAGCCUGGCGAGGCAUCGCCGGAUUCACACAGGGAAGCGCCCCUACAUGUGCAAUCACCAUGGAUGCUCCAAGAGCUUCUGUCGUAAAACCACGAUGGUCAAGCACUACAAGCGAACACACCAACGAGGCUAUCAUUCCACGGGGUCCGACUCCGACGGCGGAAGUGAGAGCGCGCCCCCCACGCCCGAGAGUCCUAACGCCAUGCCGUGGCAGCCACACCCGCCACCCAUCAUGGGCCAUCACGCAGGCCACCAAGCUCAACGGGCGGCUGCGUUUGCCAACCUUGGCCAGCAAAUGGGUGCCUAUGACAUGACGCAGCAGUACAACGGCCACCGACCCAGCAUCUCGUCUAACGGGGGGGGCGAGUACAACGGGCCUGCCGGUCUUGGCCAAACGCAGCUCCAUGCCCAGCAACACCCGGGGAUGCAGAUGCUGCAGCGGACAGGAAAUAUUCCGCACCAUAAUUACUUCAUUACGGAAGAGAAUAACCCGGCGGUUGCCACGAUGAACGCCAAUCAGCGCACAGCCGUCCACCAUCAACAAUACCAGCAAAUUCCUCGGCAGGGCGUCGGCCGGCUCCCACUCAACAUCCCAUACCAAGGCAACGCGGAGUUGGGGUUGCCGCACCACAACCCAGACGGCUUCCCACCUGCGGCAACACGAAGCCCGCAGGAGGGUGGUGGGUUUUACACCCAUGUACCACCGGGACAAGACUCGACCUUCGCGCUGCACGCCGCAAGCCCAGUGACCCAGCAGGCGACGCAGAUGAUGCCAUUCCCGGGUCAGGUGCCCUCCCCUCAAGCUGCGGCCGGCACUAUCAUGGCCCACGCAGCACCGCAACAAGCUGCGCCAGAGCAGCAACCGCAGCAACAGCAGCAGCAGAGGCAGCAGCAGCGGGCCCAGACUGCCCAGCAACAACAGCAGCAGCCACAACAGCACCAGCAGCAGGCGCAGCAGCAACAGGCGGCGGCCCCUCAGCAGUGGUAUGACGCUGCGCAGUACCAGCCUCCUCUUGAUGUGGCGGUACCGACUAUCGGGACGAUGCCGGCAUACGGCAUAGGUGGCAGCUUUGAUCCAUGGGGCGACGCUAAGAUCGAGUUCGACGACCCGACUAUGCAGCUGCCCAGCGCCCGUGUGGAUAACAUGUGA
Messenger RNA from Dichotomopilus funicola, 1425 nucleotides. RefSeq lists its product as uncharacterized. The record is from RefSeq and is a predicted model, not a curated record. Gene Ontology annotation, cellular component: chromatin; transcription regulator complex; PcG protein complex. The transcript is spliced from 4 exons. Gene Ontology annotation, biological process: regulation of transcription by RNA polymerase II. Lineage: Eukaryota; Fungi; Ascomycota; Sordariomycetes; Sordariales; Chaetomiaceae. The coding region runs from base 1 to 1425 and encodes 474 amino acids. Gene Ontology annotation, molecular function: RNA polymerase II cis-regulatory region sequence-specific DNA binding; DNA-binding transcription factor activity, RNA polymerase II-specific.